Molecule: messenger RNA, 2770 nt
Organism: Spea bombifrons (plains spadefoot toad)
Lineage: Eukaryota; Metazoa; Chordata; Amphibia; Anura; Pelobatidae
Gene: KCNJ3
Product: potassium inwardly rectifying channel subfamily J member 3
Exons: 3
Coding region: 848-2317 (489 amino acids)
Biological process (GO): potassium ion import across plasma membrane; regulation of monoatomic ion transmembrane transport
Cellular component (GO): plasma membrane
Molecular function (GO): G-protein activated inward rectifier potassium channel activity
Source: RefSeq, a predicted model, not a curated record
UCUCCAUUCUCUCCAACACACACACACUCACUCAACACAAUCAUGACUCUCCCACCUCGCACGAUAAAAAGAACUCUGCGGCUCUAUUAAUAUCCCCAGCACUGCCGGCUGAGACCCCGAGGAGAUCGCCUGCGAAGAGCAGCGAGGCUCAGGAACCCGAGCAAAACACAGCAUCCCCCGAGAGAGAUUCAUCAGAGCUUUUGUUACCCUCAUCCCAGGAAGCGAGCGAGUGGCUUGGAAGCCUUUCCAGUGCAAAGCUCACAUCGUUAGAGCCAUAAGAACAUUUCUCUCCAUAUUGGGGGAGGGGGGACGAUGCUGCCGAGGCUACCAAACUGGACCAGUGCUUGGACCCAUGGGCAUUGUGCUCAGUGACAGUUCCAAGAAGAGGCUUCAUUGAAAAGAUUCCAGCAGGACACUUUUACCUGACCAGGACCAGGGUCUGAUGUCACACUUAUAAGCAGGUUCUUUUCUAUACAUUUCUUUCCUUCUGCAUGCCAACUUUCAGGAAAAACCGGCAGCAGAUGCAAUGCUGCAGAGCCCAAGCCAAAGGAUGAGGAUCUGGGGAUGAGAUAAUGACAUCAUUUGUAUUGUGUUUAGAAAAGAGAGAAAUUGAUACACUAAAUCAGAUUUGUAACCACUUUUGCUUCUCACAAAACCCUCCAUGGAUGGUGAUGAAUGAUAUUAUUUGACGCUGGGAACCAGGAGUCAUUACUCUAAAACCAUUUGAAGCAGAAGGUACCAGAGAAGAAAAAUAAAAUAAACAGGAAGAUAAAAAAAAAAGCAUAUUCUAUAUAAUUCCAUUCCUAUUUCCACAGACACUUACUCUGGCUGUUUUCUUUUCCAUAUUAUGUCUGCACUUAGAAGGAAAUUUGGGGACGAUUAUCAGGUAGUCACCACUUCAUCCAGUGGCUCUGGUUUUAACCAAGCUGCCCCUAAGAGGAAAAGACAGAGGUUUGUGGAGAAGAAUGGCAGAUGUAAUGUCCAACAUGGGAACCUGGGUAGUGAGACCAGCAGAUAUCUAUCUGACCUGUUCACCACCCUUGUAGACUUGAAAUGGCGUUGGAACCUGUUCAUUUUUAUCCUCACUUACACAGUAGCCUGGCUCUUCAUGGCAUCCAUGUGGUGGGUCAUAGCCUACAUUAGAGGAGACCUCAACAAAGCCCAUGAUGUGAAUUACACACCUUGUGUGGCCAACGUCUACAAUUUUCCAUCAGCCUUUCUGUUCUUCAUUGAGACCGAAGCCACCAUCGGUUAUGGAUUUAGGUAUAUCACUGACAAGUGCCCAGAAGGGAUUAUCCUCUUCCUCUUCCAGUCCAUCCUGGGUUCCAUAGUUGAUGCCUUUUUGAUCGGCUGUAUGUUUAUAAAGAUGUCUCAGCCCAAAAAGAGAGCAGAGACACUAAUGUUCAGUGAACAUGCUGUCAUCUCCAUGAGAGAUGGCAAACUAACUUUAAUGUUUAGAGUGGGAAAUCUUCGAAACAGCCAUAUGGUUUCUGCACAGAUCCGUUGUAAAUUGCUAAAAUCUCGGCAGACACCUGAGGGCGAGUUUCUACCCCUCGAUCAACUUGAACUGGAUGUAGGUUUUAGCACUGGGGCCGAUCAGCUUUUUCUGGUUUCCCCUCUUACUAUCUGCCACAUGAUUGAUUCCAAGAGUCCCUUCUAUGAAAUAUCUCAGCGAUCCAUGCAGACGGAGCAGUUUGAAAUUGUUGUAAUCCUAGAAGGCAUUGUGGAAACCACUGGUAUGACUUGCCAAGCACGGACAUCAUACACUGAAGAUGAAGUCUUAUGGGGUCAUCGUUUUUACCCUGUCAUUUCUCUCGAGGAAGGAUUCUUUAAAGUAGACUAUUCUCAGUUCCAUGCAACAUUUGAAGUUCCAACUGCACCUUAUAGUGUUAAAGAGCAAGAAGAUAUGCUUCUCAUGUCUUCUCCUUUAAUAGCACCAGCAGUAAGUAACAGCAAAGAGAAAAAUCAUUCAGUAGACUGCUUGGAUAGUCUUAACGACAUUAGCACAAAAAUACCAGCAAAACUCCAGAAAAUAACCGGCAGAGAAGAACUGCCCAAAAAACUACUCAGAAUGAGCUCCACAACUUCUGAGAAAGCUUAUAGCAUGGGGGAUUUGCCAUUGAAACUUCAAAGAAUUAGCUCGGUUCCUGGUAAUUCGGAGGAUAAAUUGGGCUUUAAAACCACAAAGAUGAUGUCCGAUCCAAUGAGUCAAUCAGUAGCAGAUCUGCCACCAAAACUUCAAAGACUGUCGGGUGGCCGGAUGGAUGGAAAUUUACCACCAAAAUUACGAAAAAUGAAUUCUGAUCGAUUUACAUAACAUUAACUUAUAGGCAUUAAUCUAAGUAUUCUUUGGAAAAAAAAAGAAAAUAAAUCCUAAAGUUACCAUGUAAGGAACGACCACAAAGCAGUUGUUGUUGAUGAACAGAACUGCAAAAUGCAGAUCGGGUAAAGAAAGAUAUUAAAGAUGGAGAAGCGGAGACUGUAUUGUACAUAUAGUGCUUUGGUAUAAGACCUAACGUUUUUAACGGUCUUACUAGAACUGCAGUAAUAUUAACUGGCAUGUAAUCUCACAUCAAGCAUGCAAUAAUAGUGUGCAUAUUUUACAAAUAGUUUUAUGGCAUGUUUCAUACUUUAUAUUGUAUAAUCAAAAAAUAUAAAAGGGGCAUUACUCUCCCCAUAUUUUUUAAGACUAAUAAUUCUCUCAAAAGAAGGGUCAAAUAUAAGGGCAAGAUUUUAAUGUAUUUAUGUUUAUUGAUAUAUUUGGUAUAAA